GCGCCUCCCCGGUGCCGCCGGGCCGGGCCGGGCGGGGCCGGGCGGCGGCGGGAGCAGAGCCAGGGAAGAUGACAUCUCCGUUCCUCUGAGCCAGCAGUGCCCAGGGAGAGCCAUGGAGUACGAGCUGCCCAACGCCACCGCCUUCUGGUUCUCCCCGGCCUCCCCCUUCGACAACUUCUCCCUGGAGGCACCCACCAACACCUCCCAGAACGCCACGGGCCAGCACUUUGACCUGACCAGCAACGCCAUCCUCACCUUCAUCUACUUCGUGGUGUGCAUCGUCGGGCUGUGCGGCAACACGCUGGUCAUCUACGUCAUCCUGCGCUACGCCAAGAUGAAAACCAUCACCAACAUCUACAUCCUCAACCUGGCCAUCGCCGACGAGCUCUUCAUGCUCGGCCUGCCCUUCCUGGCCAUGCAGGUGGCCCUGGUGCACUGGCCCUUUGGCAAAGCCCUCUGCAGGAUUGUCAUGACGGUGGAUGGCAUCAACCAGUUCACCAGUAUCUUCUGCCUGACGGUUAUGAGUGUUGACCGGUACCUGGCUGUGGUCCAUCCCAUCAAAUCUGCCAAGUGGAGGCGGCCCAGGACAGCCAAAAUGAUCAACGUGGCCGUCUGGGGCGUCUCCCUGCUGGUGAUCAUGCCCAUCAUGAUUUAUGCUGGGGUGCAGCACAACCACGGCAGGAGUAGCUGCACCAUCAUCUGGCCGGGAGAGUCGGGCGCCUGGUACACGGGAUUCAUCAUCUACGCCUUCAUCCUGGGCUUCCUGGUGCCUCUCACCAUCAUCUGCCUUUGCUACCUGUUCAUCAUCAUCAAAGUCAAAUCCUCGGGCAUCAGGGUGGGCUCCUCCAAGAGGAAAAAGUCCGAGAAGAAAGUCACCAGGAUGGUGUCCAUCGUGGUCGCCGUCUUCAUCUUCUGCUGGCUCCCCUUCUACAUCUUCAACGUCUCCUCUGUGUCCGUCAUGAUCGUGCCCACGCCCGUCCUCAAGGGCAUGUUCGACUUCGUGGUGGUGCUGAGCUACGCCAACAGCUGUGCCAACCCCAUCCUCUACGCCUUCCUGUCCGACAACUUCAAGAAGAGCUUUCAGAACGUCCUGUGCCUGGUGAAGGUCAGCGGCAUGGACGAGGCCGACCGCAGCGACAGCAAGCAGGACAAAUCCCGCCUCAACGAGACCACGGAGACGCAGAGGACCCUGCUCAACGGCGACCUGCAGACGAGCAUCUGAGGGGACGGCGGGUUUGUCCUGCCUGCGCCCCUCCCCGGCUGCAGCAGGGGGUGGCACCACGGGGUCAGGGCAGGAAUGCCACCUGAGGGGACCCAUGGCCUCGGGGCUCCUCUGCUGGGCUCCUCUCUGCUGGGUUUGCUUUCGAGUGCUGGGAAGGAUACGGAUCAGGAGGAGCCGCCUCGCCAGCAAGACAAAGACAACUCACGGCGACACCAAAGUGCCACCGUGGGCACAGGUACGGCCGGGGUCCCCCGUGCCACCCUCGGGGCCGGCUGGCUUUAGGGCUCUGCACCUGGACACAUCGGGCGACCUCAGGAGGAGCCGAGGCCACAGGUGUGUGACAACACGAGGACGCACCGACCUGGUGGGAUCUCCCGGCGAGUGUCCCUCCCGAGGCGACCGGGAUGUUUAGGAUUGCGUUUUCCCCGGGUUAAUCCUUGCUCCGCCGCGUGCCCUGCCGCCUCCCCGCGCUGUGUGCCUGCCGCAGCCGCCCUGCCCGGAGGGGACACGCCAGCACGGAGGUGACAUCCCCAGGGGAAGCAGCUGUGCCCCCGCAGCAGCCCCUGCCUCCUGCAGCCCUGCGGUGUCCCGCUGCUGCAGAGCCCUUUCCCUGGCCCUGCCGCAGAUUUUUCUCCUCGGAUGGAGAAUUUCUUUUCCCUUUGCCCUCCCCUGCCCCUCCCUCCGCCCGCACCGGCCGGUCCCACGCUGCGCCGGCAGCCGCGGCCGCUGCUCCGGGCACCACGAGCGCUCCGCUCCCUGCUGGGAAAUCCUUGGAAGUGUUUCAGCGGCGGUGACACGCUGGAGAAGCCUGGCACGGACACCUCACGCUGCCAGCGGCUCCUGUGCCCGGCUCAGAUCGGGGCUUGUCCGGCCACGGCUCCGAGGAUCUCUGGGCUGACACCUCCCUGCUCCUUCCAGGCAAGUCACGCCGGAGGCAGGGGUGAUGGAGAGCAUGGGGACGGGCAGGGGGGGCUGGGGGCUCGCUCCCCACCCUUGUCCGAGCCCAAGGCACCGGGCAGAGCAGACAGCGGGGCACCCAGCCGGGGAUGGGGAAGGGCAGGGCAGCGCGGAUCCAUCCCCCUGGAUCCUGCACUGUGCGAGGGGCAGCGGGGCUGGCCCCACAUCCGCUCUAUUUGCCUUCCCAAGACUGUCCCGAAGCGUUCGGUCCUGUCCCUGUCCCUGUCCCUGUCCCUGGCUGCCCUCCCAGCUCAGCAUAAACCCGGGGCUCUGACCCCCCCGCCCCGAAGCCCCUCCUUGGCCAGCGCAGCGGGAGCUCCAGGGAAAGCCCAGGGGAGAGGGAGAAGUGCCGGUUUCCUGCCGGAGCACCCGGAGCAGCGGCCGUGCCAGAGGCCGGAUUUGUUCACAGGCCCCUGCUGCAGAGCUGAGCCGUGGGAACAGGGGGUUUGGGUGGAGAGAACAGCCGGGGCUCGGUCACCCUGCCCUGUGCCACCAUCUCCAGCAGAACGGAGCCUUCACCCGCGGUACAGGCAGUGUGGGAGGUGAGGCUGCACCAGGUGCCACCUGCCUUGGGGUGCCACCUGCUCAGCCAGGUGAUGCUCCAUCCCACAGCACCAGCUCUGGCUGAAGUUUGCCCGUGGCUCUGCCCCAGAUCCCAGCCUGGGCCAUCCCAUCCUGCUGUGCCACCCCUGCCAGCUCCCAAAAAGGGCUCGGUGCCAGGGUACCUGCUCCUGGCUCUGCUGCAUGCUGCAUUUACUGCAAGACAAAGCAGAGCCGUGUCAGCAGUUGUUUGCUUUUAACUCUUUCCUGCUCCUCCGAGGUACAGCGCCAGCGUUCAGGUGCCCGUGUGGCACCUCCCUGUCCCCUCGCUGGGCAGGGAGCGCGGCCCGGGGUGGGGAGUGCGCUGACCCCGGGCUCGGGGCACGGCGGAUCCCUGCUGACGCUGCAGGAAUUGCAGCAGCAGCAGCUCGGGGCACGGUGAAGGCCCGGGGAGGGCCGGGAGCGGGGCUGGGCUCGGUGUCACAGCCGCAGUGAUGCGUCAGUGCCGCCGUGGGCACUCCGUGGGGGCGGUGUGAGCGCCGAGAGCGGGCGUGUGAUGGGGAGGGGGAUGUGUGGAGCCCCCAGCACUCACCUGCAGCCAGGCCAAACCCGGGUUUGCCGAUGUCCGACUCCAUCCCAGCUGUGUCUGUGCAAGCCUUGUCACCAAAAUCCCGAUGGAUGGAUGGGACACCUGUUCCCAACUGUAUCCCCACAGGAGCACCUCCCUCUGCGCUGGUUUGAUGUGGAAAUACAGAAAUCCUGGGAAUUCCCUCCCCAGAGCAGCUUUGUCCUGGCAAACCCGCAGGCAGUGACACUUCUGGGUGCUCAGAGUGGGAUCUGAAAUGUGUCCCUGCUUUUCUGGGAUGGGGAUAAGGGGGCUGCAGGUGAGGAAUGAGGGGUGUGGGGCGUUGCCACCAACAUCCCAAAGGCCACCGAGGCAGGAUGCAGCAGGGCAGGGGCACCAGGUGGCUCCUGGCGGCUGCCAGGGCUCUCCUUGGCCACUUUUCCACAGCUCACUGAGAAAAAAGUGCAGGAAAGCAAAAUGUGCUGCCUUAGAGUGCUGGGAAGGAGCUGCAGCCACGGCCCACCAGUGGCUGUAAAACCAGCAAAAUAAAACCUUCUGCUGUUCAUUGCUGACUAAUAAACAUCAGCCCCGCUGCUGCUGCUGCUGGUAACGAAGUUUUCCUUCCCAGCCACUUGAUUUUAGUGGGAACUUGACCUCAGAUUGGAUCUGCUCUGCACAGCCUGGCAGGGCUGCUGGUGGCGGGAUGAGAAAUCUCUGCUGGUGACUGCAGAGCCAAGAGACUGAGCCUGCAAGUGCUUCACACACAGCCUGGCCCUGGGCAGCAGGGAUCAGUGACAGCUCCUGCCUGGAGAGGCAGGGAGGGCGUUUUCCCAAAUCCCAGGUGUUGGGAAGCACAGAUUGGGGUGUGCCACAAGCUCCCCAGGAUGCCCAGAGCAGGGGUAUGGGUCACUCCUGAAUCCUGCCAGUCCCAGGAGGCCUCCCCAAAGCCCAUGGGAACCAAUUCCCCUUUUCCUGCUCACCGCUGCUUCCCCAGAGAGGCUGAGGGGUGUCUCCAGAGCUCCCCAGUCCCACGGGAUCCACCUGCAUGGAGACAUCCCUGCUGUCCCCUUCCUCAUCCCCGUGUCCCCUCGGACCCAGCCUGGCUCUGGGCACUCUGCUGGCCAGUGCCCCGCUGUGCUCCAGAGCCAAAUCCUGCUCAGGUGGGCAGGAGGGGCUGGGGCUGGACCUGGAGCCUUCCCAGAGCACCUCUGCAGCUCCUCGUGCCGGCUCCAGCGCUGCCUGGGACUGAAAUAAUCUCUGAACUGCACUGCCGUGUGUCUGGGGGGUUCCCCACGCUGCCACGGUGGGAAGAGCCUUGUCUUUGUGGGACACUGCACUGAGGGCUCCCAGAACUGCCCAGCUCCCCAUCCAGCCCCUCCCCAGGCGAGGAGAGCUCCCAGGCUCCGAUCCAGCCUCAGAUUCCAGGCUGCUCAGGGAGAGUCUCCAUCCCCUCCCUGCCGCUGCUCCAAGGGGAAAUCACCAGCGAGGCACCAGCAAAGGACACAGCAGACCCCAAAGCUGCCUUCCUGCUGCAGAGCCUGGAACACACUGCUGCUGCCCAGCCCAGGGCACCCCUGCCCUUCCCUGCCAGCCUCUGGCACCCAGCUGGCACCUGGCCAUCCUGAGGGAUUCCAGCUCCACUCCCUGCUUCCUCCAGGACCUGGACUGUGAAAAGCCAGGACAGGAGAGUCAGACUGGGAGGAUCCUCCUCUUACACAAACAUUUCAUAUUUCUAAAACUCAAAACUUAAAAUUCCAACACUCCUCCAGCUGUGUCCCGACCAGGAGAGAUGCUGAGGGGUGCAAAGCCUGGCCACUCCCUCUAUCCAUCCCUCCAUCGAUGGAUCCCUCCAUGGAUUCCAUCUCUCCAUGGAUUCCAUCUCUCCAUCCCACCCCACGCCGUGUUUGGGAGGAGGGAUGGGAUGGUUACUGAUUGUAAAUACAUGUAAAUUGUAUAUACUGGAUGUGCCCAGGGGGUUUUCUGUUCACAGCCCCACAGGGCACCCUUGGCUCCCCCUCGCCCUCCCCGUGUGCCAGGGGGUUGGUGGCACCAUGCACGAGCCAGGAGGGACCACGGAGGCUGCUGCCACUCUGCCAGGUGACUUCUGCAGGGCAAGGGAGGUGAAGGGAGGUCUCUGUUCCCUGCAGAGAUCCAGGGCAGCACUGUCCAUCCCCCGUGUCCGUAGCUGGGCCUGUCCGUGGCUCCGUGGUCACCAGGACGUGCUGAGGCCGUGUCCCUGCUCCCAGCCCUGUUUUUCUCCCUGGCAAUCAUUCCUCAGAGUCCCGGCGUGGGACUGAGCCUCCUGCAGCAAAAGUUCCUGACUGCCACGGUCUGUGUCACAGGAGGGAAAUAAAAGAGUUUUCCUACAGUUUCUGGUUGUUUGUGUGUGUUGGAGCAGCGGGAUAUGAGCUAGGCUUGGACACCUCCCUGCCAGUGAUUGUUCAGGUUGGAAAACCCCUCAAAGACCUCCAAGUCC
Molecule: messenger RNA, 5760 nt
Organism: Onychostruthus taczanowskii (white-rumped snowfinch)
Lineage: Eukaryota; Metazoa; Chordata; Aves; Passeriformes; Passeridae
Gene: SSTR2
Product: somatostatin receptor 2
Exons: 2
Coding region: 113-1222 (369 amino acids)
Biological process (GO): cellular response to estradiol stimulus; neuropeptide signaling pathway; cellular response to glucocorticoid stimulus
Cellular component (GO): membrane; neuron projection
Molecular function (GO): somatostatin receptor activity; neuropeptide binding
Source: RefSeq, a predicted model, not a curated record